Medicago truncatula (barrel medic) is the source of this 1684-nucleotide messenger RNA. RefSeq names its product 26.5 kDa heat shock protein, mitochondrial. The transcript is spliced from 2 exons. The record is from RefSeq and is a predicted model, not a curated record. The coding region runs from base 833 to 1528 and encodes 231 amino acids. Gene Ontology annotation, biological process: response to heat. Lineage: Eukaryota; Viridiplantae; Streptophyta; Magnoliopsida; Fabales; Fabaceae.
UCAAUUUUUAUCAAUUACUAUGGUGCAGUCAGAAACUUUGAUACAUUGGUUAUAAUCAUGACUAAUUUCAGGAAUUUCUACAAAGGUGGUUAGUAAGAUCAUAUAUUUGUAUAUCAAAUACGUCAAUAUAUAAACCAUUAAAUAAUGGUAUUAUUGCCAUGAAGGAAUAACUAGAUAUUAUUAAAGGUAUACCAUUACAUACCUAAAAGAUUGAAGAUAUUUUGACAUCAUGGAUUAUAAUGGGUUGUCUUAAUGUCUGUCAAAAUAGUGUCUUCAUAUCUUGAAACUGUGUUAUUUUUCAUUCUUAAAGUAGAAUCUACCUUUAAAAAAAUAAAUAAACAAUCUCUUUAAAAAUGUGAUUAAAUCAUCAGCUAACAACAAACAUAUCCAUAGUAAUACAAGAUUAUACAAACAAGUAAUUUUUUUUACACUAUACAUAAUUAGUUUUUUUUACGCAAUUACAUAAUUCUUAUACACAUUAUUUGUUGGAAUUUUUUUUUGACAUAUUAAGGUAAAUUUAAAACCUGAAUUAAAAGCUAAUUACUAUGAAUUGGACAUAUAUUCAAAAAGACCAGAGAAGGAAAAGAAAAAUAAAAGUUUAGAAGAUGCUCAAAGCUUCGUGUAUUGUUCUUUGAUUCUUUCCCUCUCUCGAACACUCUUUUGAGUGUUCUCUCUCUAGAAUCUGUUGGACACUUCUCCAAACAUCCAAAGAAAAGUAACCAACAUCAAAUCAAAACAUCUUAUUUAAGCUGCAUAAACUUCUCCUAUAAUUAUUAUAAGCAAAAAAACAAAAGCAAGAAAAAAAAGUACUUAAAAGAUCAAGGUAAACAAAAUGGCUUUGGCACGUUUGGCAUUGAGAAAUUUACAACAAAGAGUAUCAUCAUCAGCAGGGUCCUUGCAAAAGCAAAAUAAGUGGAUUAAUAAUAAUGAGUUAGUUGCAAGGUUUGCAACAACUGCAGUUGGUGAUAAGGGAAAAUCUGAAGGAAGUGAAGUAGCUGUCUCAGAAGGUAAUAAUGAUAAGAAGUCAAGGUUGUUCCCAAGGAGAAGAGGUAGAAGAUGGCUUUCUAGAAAUGUUGAUCGUGACUUUCUUCCUGCUCCUUUUGAGUUAUUUCCAUCAGGUCUUGGAAAUGCCCUAAUGCAAGUAACUGAGAACAUCAACAAGCUAUUUAACAACAUGAAUUUGACACCAUGGUCAUUAAGUGGACGUGUGAAAGAAAGUGACAACCACUAUAAACUGAAAUAUGACAUGCCAGGAAUCCCUAAAGAGAAUGUGAACAUAACAAUUGGUGAUGGAGUGUUGACAAUAAAGGGAGAACACAAGGAAGAGAAAGAAGGAGGAGGGGAUGAUGAUGAUGAUAAUGAGUAUUUUUCAUCAAGUAGUUAUGGUUACUAUAAUACUAGUUUGGUUUUGCCUGAUGAUGCUAAGGUUGAUGAAAUUAAGGCUGAGUUGAAGGAUGGUGUCCUAAUUGUUACUAUUCCUAGAAGUGAAAAGCCUAGAAAAGAUGUUAAGCAAGUGAAUGUAGAGUGAUAUUAGGAUUGAUUCUAUAAGAGUGUGGUGAAGUUGUGAACUUAGAUGGAUUUGUGAAGUUUGUGACUUGUGAACCUAUGGCAUUAAUGACUUGUGUGUAUGUGUAUCUUUGAAUUUCAUAGAGAAUCAAAUAAAGUUUCUUACCUAUGCUAUAUA